AUGCAUUCGUGUUUAAUAUUAUUGACUCUGUGGUCUUAUUUCGGAGAUUGUACACAACCUUAUUUUCCACGUCAAGUUGUUUUUUCAUCAGAUGGUGGUUUAAUAGUAGCAAUUGAUGAAAUAAAUCAACGAGCUUAUCAAACACUUAAUUAUACUUCAACAGAACAGCAUACAUCUUUUGUAAUGCAACAUUUUCCAUAUGCAGUUCCCGAUUCACCACAAUCAAAAUAUUACGUUCAAUUAUUAUUACAAACUCCUCCAUCACUUGGUUGUCAAUAUGGAACAUAUUGGAAAUAUGGUGAACAAAAUUUUAAUGAUUUUCCAGUGCAUUGGUGGGUUAAUGAAAGUUCAUUUGAAAUAAAAAAUUAUAUAAACUUCAAUUCUGGAAUGAUACAUUCGAAGAAUGCUUCGUCUAUAGAUGAAGAUUACUGGUAUUCAAAUGAAACAUGUAUGCUGGAAGAUAAAGAAAUUUUACCAUGUGAAGAAAUUUAUUUUAAAAAGAAUACAGAAAUUCCACUUCGAUCUACUGUAGUUGUUCGUUAUGGAAUGCAAGUUAUUCAAGAAAUAACAAAUUAUAAAAUAAUAUCAAUAGGAAAACCAGAUGAGAAAUAUUUUGAUUUAAUACCAAAAAAUUGGUCUGUUGUAUGCCAAGAUGCAAAUCUUGGAAUUAUAUAUAAUCCCGAAGCAGUUACAAUAGAUUCUAAUCGAAGUUCAGAUAUUCAUAUUUCUCUUACUGCUCCUCCACAUCGAAUUAAUGGAAAUGAUACGGUUCGAAUUCGAUGGAAAGUUACACAAUGUAAAACUUGUUUUAAAUGGAUACCUGAACAAUUGUAUUUUAAUAGUAAAAAUUUUCAAACUACACAAAUAUUAACAAUAAUACGGAUUAAAAAUGGUCCACUAGCAAAGAUGUUCCCUAUUUUUAAGGGUGGUGGUUUUGAUUCUAUUUCAACGGAUGAUUAUUCUAUUAUUAUUACAUAG
Adineta ricciae is the source of this 978-nucleotide messenger RNA. Lineage: Eukaryota; Metazoa; Rotifera; Eurotatoria; Adinetida; Adinetidae. The record is from the annotation of a GenBank genome assembly.